This is a messenger RNA of Saprolegnia diclina VS20, 1011 nucleotides long. RefSeq lists its product as hypothetical. The record is from RefSeq and is a predicted model, not a curated record. The transcript has 4 exons. NCBI's taxonomy places the organism in Eukaryota, Oomycota, Saprolegniomycetes, Saprolegniales, Saprolegniaceae. The coding region runs from base 10 to 678 and encodes 222 amino acids. Gene Ontology annotation, molecular function: Hsp70 protein binding; Hsp90 protein binding.
CGUUUCGCGAUGGACCGGCGGCGGGCCGAGACAAAAGCGCCGGCAAAGAAGGUCCCGGGCAAAGCCAAGCCCGAGACCAAGUCGUCCAAUAAGGAGGAUCAGUUUUCUCGGGCGAGCGGCCGGCUCAAGGAGCUUCAGAAGAAUACGGUGAGCAGUGCCAGCCGCGUCAAAGCCGCCGCUUCCAACCAGAGCGUGGCCCCCAAGUCGCCCCCCAAGAGCACCAAUGCCUACAAGGCGCGACCGAUUGAGAAGACCAAGUUUCGCUACUUUUACGACCGGGGCGAUCUCCCGCUGCGCAUCAACUUCAAUGGGGCCGUGCGCAAGGUGCAAUGGCAAGUGGACAUUACAACGCUUGACUACACGCACUACCUCCCGCUCUUCAUCGAGGGCCUCCGCGAGCUCGACGAGCCUUACAAGUUUUUGGCGCUCAACGGCACGCUCGACUUGCUAGAGAAAGGCGGAGACCGGUCGCUCACGUCCAUUCCGCACUUGAUUCUGCCCAUGAAGCAGAAUCUCAUGACGCGCCAGCCACAGAUACUCUGUACGCAGAUGAAGGUGCUUCAGAAGCUCGUGCUGCUCUGUCCCUACGCUGGCGAAGCUCUUGUGCCCUACUACCGGCAACUCUUGACGAUUUUCAACCUCUUCAUCACCAAGCGCGGUACGAUACAAAAUGCAUAGUUCGCGACAAGAAAGAUGCGGUGUAGUCAACUGCGGUGACGCGAUCGACUAUGGCCAGCAGCGCAACGAUAAUCUCGGCGACCUCAUCACCGAGACUUUGUACAUACUGGAGCGCCACGGCGGUGAGGACGCCUUCGUCAACAUCAAGUACAUGAUCCCUACGUAUGAAAGCUGCGUCAUUUAGUACAGCCUACGAUAGUGCAGCCGUGCACCAAGGGUCAAUAAACAGUUUAUCGACCCUUGCGUGCACGUAGCGUGUAUUAGCCGCAAAUAGCAUAAAUUACUUAACCCAAAAAAUGCCCAACGCCUUAACACACUUUCUGAGAUCAAUCA